This is a messenger RNA of Melitaea cinxia (Glanville fritillary), 2533 nucleotides long. RefSeq lists its product as uncharacterized. Bases 83 to 2533 code for a protein of 816 amino acids. Lineage: Eukaryota; Metazoa; Arthropoda; Insecta; Lepidoptera; Nymphalidae. Gene Ontology annotation, biological process: regulation of transcription by RNA polymerase II. Gene Ontology annotation, cellular component: nucleus. The record is from RefSeq and is a predicted model, not a curated record. Gene Ontology annotation, molecular function: DNA-binding transcription factor activity, RNA polymerase II-specific; RNA polymerase II transcription regulatory region sequence-specific DNA binding. The transcript is spliced from 4 exons.
UUAUCAUUAUUUAAAAUAAAGUAUAGUACUUUUAAUUUUUGUUUGAAGCCAGUGUUAAAUUUGGAUUACAAAAAGGUACAAAAUGGCAGACGAUAUGAUAGAUAUAGAAGAACAUGAUGUCUUGGAAAAUCCUAUCAUUAAACAGAUUUUUCCAGAUCUAUCAAAACUUAAAAAGGAAAUCAUUGAUUAUAAUGAUGAAAUUCAAGAUGAAAUAUCAAAUUUUGAAACAGUUAACAGCGGUGAAACAAACAAGCAAUUAUGGAGACAAUUCAACGCAUCUCAAAUAGGAAAAACAAAACAAAAUUAUUUGUAUGACGUCAAGGUUUCCUUACAAAAUAUUAGUCCUAAACUAACAAGUAAUCAAAAGUUUUGCCAAAAAUGUUUAAUACUUUUUUCUAAAAAGGAGGAUCUGUGUAAUCAUGAAAGAUUGUGUCAUCAACAUAUGUGUCUUCAAAAAAAUAAUUUUAAAAACAACUCCAAAAAUGGAGAAAACAGUAAUAUCUUUAAUUUUUACUCAAAUAAAGGGGUAUCUCAGAAUAAAAGCAGUAAUAUUAAUGUAAUGGUCAAUAUUAAUGACUCAAAAGCGAUAGACAACAAUUUGAGAAAACCAUGUUUUCAUUGCAAUAUUAUAUUUCCAUCAAUUCAAACUUUAAUAGACCACUUAUAUGAAAUACUCUAUAAUAAGAAAUCAAAUAUUCAACACCCAAAAAAUCUUAAAUUUUCUUCUAAAUGUAAGUUCUGUGAUUCAAAUUAUAACGAUGUUUUAUCAUAUAAUAGACACUUACGUAAAAGACAUAGGAAUGAAAUGUUAAAAAACAAAAAUGAAAGUAUUAAUGAGGUUCGAGUAAUGGCCCUAAAAGCAAUUCUGUAUAAAUGUAGUGAAUGUAAUAUACACUUUGUGACAUCUGAGACUGCUAGAUAUCAUUUGGAACACUCAGAAGUCUUACAACAUUGGUAUUGCACGAGUUGUCAAUUUUUUUUCAAACUAAAGCAUAAAAAUCUACAUGAAAAACAACAUAACUAUUCAAAGUACUUUACUGUAGUUGAAGUAAAUAAUAAGUCAUGUAAUGGGACACAUUUAGGGGAAGAAAAUUCUUUAACUCAUCAAACUAAUUGUGAUAUAGAUGAAAUUGGAAUAGAUGACAGAAUUUCGGAUUUUGUAACAGAACACAAUCAGGAAGCAUCACAACAAAAAGAAGAAUUAAAAACAAGCAAUGAUUUCCAUUCUUCGAUGAUUGAUACUGAAAACAGUAGUAAUGUGGGUGACAUAAAGGAAAAAAAAUGUUUAAAUACUUCAUUGGAAAAGUAUACACAAUUAUACUUUUGUGAUGUAUGUAAAUGUAAUAUAUCUAGAAAUUGUAAUGUUGAACAUCAUCUGGAGGCAAAUUGUAGACGAGGUACCAAAAAUGUUUGUGAGUAUUGUGGGCUAGUCUUUUCCAGUGAGACUGUUGAUUUACAUAGAAUAAUACACCUCGAAAAUAGGAACAUACAAUUGAAAGACUUUAUAAUUUUGGAUUUAAAAACUAAAACAAAAAUAACACCAGUUUUCGACUUUCCUAAGUGUACAUUGUGUGAAAAAUAUUUUAUUUGUAAAAAUGAAAUUAUACUGCAUGUAUGCAAUGAGGGUAGAUCCAUAACAUGCUCUGUUUGUAACAUUAAAUUAACUAAAUCAGCUUUGCAAUUACAUGAACCAUUCCAUAGUUACAAUACACAAAAUCAAACUGAACUCAACAACAAGUCUGAUAAUAUAAUGUUGUGCAAUACGGAUUCUAGACUCACAGAAAUUACAAAUAAUGAUCAAACUUCAUUAUCUCCUCUUGGUUCUGAAACAGAAUGUGAUGAUAAAGUUCUGCACUUAUAUACUUGUAAAAAUUGUGAUGUAUCAAUGAAUUUCUAUGAUGAAGCAGUAGAACAUUGUCAUUCUCAUACCCAUCUUAAUAAAAUAGAAAUAGAUACAACUAAAUGUGCAAUAUUGUGUCAAGUGUGUAUCAGAGAAUUUAGAAAUACGUUCCACCAUUAUUGUCUAAUUGAUGCUGCAAAAACUAAAUGUCCUCUGUGUGAUUUGAUUUUUGAUGAAGGAAAAAUAAAAGGUCAUUUAAAAUUACAUGAUACUGAUCCGGAUAUUACUAAAGACACUAUAAUAGUCAAAGAUUUUGGCUCUAAAAGAAUAAAUAGGGGAGGAUAUAACGAAAUAACCAACAACAAGCAUGAUGUGCAAGAAGACGAGUUAAUGGUUUCCAAAUCUGGUUUAGAUGAUCGUGUUAAGGACAAAGAUGAUAAUAGCGUUCCAGAAAUAACGGCGAAGAUUUAUAAGUGCGAUUGUGGUCUCCAUUUUAUAAACGAUACACAAAUAAAAGAACAUUUGGAUAAAUGCUCUGGUAUUGUUAGAGCUAAAAAAUUUAGACAAGAUUGUUUCAAAUGUGGCCUCACUUUUAAUUCAAAUGUUUUAUUCAAACACUUACUGGAACAUCACGGAGGAAAAAAUGUGUUUAGAUAUGAAAUUGUAGAAAGCAUUCAGAAAAGUGUAGCUUAA